AUGGCGGGGCUGGAGGGGUGCGACGCGGAGAGGGCGCUGGCGACGGUGGAGCUUCUGUGCCGGAUUCCGGAGGGGUGCGCGGCGGUGAAUUCGCACGCGCUGGCGGUGCCGCUGCUGGUGAGGGCGGUCCUGAGGGUGUCGGAGCGGGCGACGGAGCACGCGGCGGGGGCUCUGCUGGCGGUGUGCUCGGCGUCUGAGGGGGCGCAGAGGGAGGCGGUGGCUGCGGGCGUUCUGACACAGCUGCUGCUGGUGGUGCAGAGCGACUGCACGGAGAGGGCCAAGCGCAAGGCGCAGAUGCUGCUAAAGCUGCUAAGGGACUCGUGGCCACACGACUCAAUUGCCAACUCGGAUGGUUAUGGUGGAAGCGACGUCGUUCCGUUUUAG
Messenger RNA from Striga hermonthica, 384 nucleotides. Lineage: Eukaryota; Viridiplantae; Streptophyta; Magnoliopsida; Lamiales; Orobanchaceae. The record is from the annotation of a GenBank genome assembly.